Messenger RNA from Ochotona princeps (American pika), 9213 nucleotides. RefSeq names its product tensin 1 (gene TNS1). The transcript is spliced from 35 exons. Lineage: Eukaryota; Metazoa; Chordata; Mammalia; Lagomorpha; Ochotonidae. Gene Ontology annotation, molecular function: protein binding. The record is from RefSeq and is a predicted model, not a curated record. Gene Ontology annotation, biological process: fibroblast migration. Bases 16 to 5685 code for a protein of 1889 amino acids.
CCCCCUCCUCGCCCGAUGGGCUGCACCGUGAGUUUGGUGUGCUGCGAGGCUCUGGAGCCCGGGCCCCGCGGCGUUCCCCAACCCCGUGGGAGCCCCCAGGUGCCUGCGCGGGCCGCGCACCGGGACCCAGGGUGGUCAGCCGGCGGCUCUGAGAGGAGGCGGCCGCUGCUUCAGCCAGAAGACCUGGAGGCCCCCAAGACACACCACUUCAAGGUGAAGACCUUCAAGAAGGUGAAGCCCUGUGGCAUCUGUCGACAGGCCAUUACGCGGGAGGGCUGCGUCUGCAAAGUCUGCAACUUCUCCUGUCAUCGGAAAUGCCAGGCCAAGGUAGCUGCCCCCUGUAUUCCUCCAUCCAGCCAUGAAUUGGUGCCCAUCACCACUGAAAGCGCACCGAAGAAUGUAGUGGACAUGGGAGAAGGAGCCUCCUGGGGUGGAAACACGCAGAAAAGCCUGGAGGAGGAGAGCUCCACCAGAGUCACUCCAAGUGUCCAGCUCCAGCCCCGGCCCAGCAGAAACGUGAGCGUGACCCGGACCAUGGAGGACGACUGUGAGCUGGACCUGGUGUACGUCACAGAGAGGAUCAUCGCUGUGUCCUUUCCCAGCAAUGCCAACGAGGAGAACUUCCGGAGCAACCUGCGAGAAGUGGCUCAGAUGCUCAAAUCCAAACAUGGAGGCAACUAUCUGCUGUUUAACCUCUCUGAGCGAAGAGCUGACAUCACGAAGCUGCAUGCCAAGGUACUGGAAUUUGGUUGGCCCGACCUGCACACCCCAGCCCUGGAGAAGAUCUGCAGCGUGUGCAAGGCCAUGGACACCUGGCUCACCGCAGACCCCCACAACGUUGUCGUCCUACACAACAAGGGGAACCGGGGCCGGAUAGGAGUGGUCAUCGCUGCCUACAUGCACUACAGCAACAUCUCCGCCAGCGCUGAUCAAGCCCUGGACCGGUUUGCAAUGAAGCGUUUCUAUGAAGACAAGAUCGUGCCCAUUGGCCAGCCAUCGCAGAGAAGGUAUGUGCACUAUUUUAGCGGCCUGCUCUCCGGCGCCAUCAAGAUGAACAACAAGCCCUUGUUUCUGCACCACGUGAUCAUGCACGGCAUCCCAAACUUUGAGUCUAAAGGAGGUUGCCGGCCGUUUCUGCGCAUCUACCAGGCCAUGCAACCCGUUUACACAUCUGGCAUCUACAACAUCCCAGGAGACAGCCAGACCAGCAUCUGCAUUACCAUCGAGCCAGGGCUGCUCUUGAAGGGAGACAUCCUGCUGAAGUGCUACCACAAGAAGUUCCGCAGCCCAGCUCGAGAUGUCAUCUUCCGCGUGCAGUUCCAUACCUGCGCCAUCCAUGACCUGGGGGUUGUCUUUGGAAAGGAGGACCUCGAUGAUGCCUUUAAAGAUGAUCGAUUUCCAGAAUAUGGCAAAGUGGAGUUUGUCUUUUCUUAUGGGCCAGAGAAGAUCCAAGGCAUGGAGCACCUAGAGAACGGGCCCAGUGUGUCUGUGGAUUACAACACCUCCGACCCCCUUAUCCGCUGGGACUCCUAUGAUAACUUCAAUGGACAGCGAGAAGAUGGCAUGGAGGAGGUGGUGGGACACACGCAGGGGCCGCUGGACGGGAGCCUAUACGCCAAGGUCAAGAAGAAGGACUCCCUGCAGGGCAACAGCGGGGCCGCCCACACCACACAUCCUGUCCUCUCUGCCACCCCCAACCACGUGGAGCACACACUGUCUGUGAGCAGUGACUCGGGCAACUCCACAGCCUCCACCAAGACCGACAAGACUGAUGAGGCUGCUCCCGGGGUCCCUGGCGCCCCUGCGGCCCUGAGUCCUGAAGAGAAGCGAGAACUCGACCGCCUGCUCAGUGGCUUUGGCUUGGAACGCGAGAAGCAAGGUGUCAUGUACCACAUCCAGCACCUGAGGUCCCGCCCAGCGGGGGGCUCCACUGAGCCCUCCACCUCCUCCUCCAGCCGACACAUUGUCCCUGCCCAGGUCCAUGUCAAUGGUGGGGCCUUGACCUCUGAGAGGGAGACAGAUAUCCUGGAUGAUGAACUGCCCAACCAGGAUGGGCACAGUGUGGGCAGCAUGGGCACACUCUCCUCCUUGGAUGGCAUUACCAACACCAGUGAAGGGGGCUACCCUGAGGCCCUGACACCCCUGACCAACGGCCUGGACAAGCCUUACCCUGGGGAACCCGUGGUCAAUGGCGGGGGCUACCCCUAUGAGGCUGCCAGUCGGGCAGCACCUGCCCAUGCUGGCCAUGCUGUUCCCGUGCGGCCCUCCUACUCCCAGGAGGGGCUUGCUGGCUACCAGCGGGAGGGCCCCCACCCAGCCUGGUCGCAGCCAGUGACCACCUCCCACUAUGGCCAUGACCCCAGCGGUAUAUUCCGCUCUCAGUCCUUUCCAGAAACCGAACCCCAACUGCCCCCAGCUCCAGCCCGUGGGGGCAGCAGCCGGGAAGCUGUGCAGCGGGGGCUGAACUCCUGGCAGCAGCAGCAGCAGCCUCGCCCACCAGCUCGCCAGCAGGAGAGCUUGAUGGCAGGCAGGCCCAGCCCCCAGCCACCUGCUGACACCCCCAGCCCUGGCCUGCCUGAAUUCCCAAGGGCAGCCUCACAACGGGAGAUUGAGCAGUCCAUAGAGGCACUCAACAUGCUAAUGCUGGACCUGGAGCCAGCUUCAGCUGCUGCCCCCCUGCACAAGUCACAGAGUGUCCCUGGGGCGUGGCCGGGGGCUUCCCCCCUCUCCCAGCCGCUGUCCGGCUCCUCCCGCCAGUCCCACCCACUCACCCAGUCUAGAUCCGGUUACAUCCCCAGUGGGCAUUCUCUAGGAAGCCCUGAGCUGGUCCCCCAGGCCUCUCUGGAACCCGUGACCCUGUGCAGAUCUCACUCGCCUUAUGAUUACCAGCCAUACACUGCUGGACCCAGCCAGGGCUUCCGGCUCAAGAAUCCAGCCUCUUCCUCCUCGUCUGCCUUCCUUCCAAAUGCCAGUGGCCUUCCGGGGCCUCAGCAGCCCCCAGCCUCUCUUCCUGGCCUCGCAGGUCAGCUUCAGCUCCCACCAAAGGAAGCCCAUGCAGAUCCCUCUCGAACUCCGGAGGAAGAGCCACUGAACCUGGAAGGGCUGGUGGCCCACCGGGUGGCAGCAUACAAUGCCAGGCUGCAGGGCAUGGGGCAGAGCUCCUGGUCCCCUCCUCUCCACCGGCUCCGAUCUGCCUCCAUUUCUGGGGUGCAGGCUCGGGAGAAGCAGCCUACUGAGCCUGCUGCUCCACUCCGGAGGCGGGCAGCCAGCGAUGGACAAUACGAGAACCAGUCUCCGGAAGCCACGUCACCCCGGAGCCCUGGGGUUCGCUCCCCCGUCCAGUGUGUCUCCCCUGAGCUGGCUCUUACUAUCGCCCUUAAUCCUGGAGGGAGGCCCAAGGAGCCCCACCUGCACAGCUACAAAGAGGCCUUCGAGGAGCUAGAGGGAUCCUCCCCAACCAGCACACCACCCAGUGGGGUACGCUCCCCUCCAGGUCUGGCGAAGACCCCAUUGUCGGCUCUGGGCCUGAAGCCUCACAACCCUGCGGACAUCUUGCUGCACCCCACAGGUGAGGAAGAUGAGGGAAAAGUGGUGGCCAAGCUUCCAGAAGAGCCCCGUAGCUACGUGGAAUCGGUUGCACGCACAGCAGUGGCUGGGCCCCGGGCCCAGGACCCUGAGCCCAAAAGCUUCAGCACCCCGGCUGCCCAGGCCUACGGCCCUGAUGUGCCCCUGCGGAAUGGGACCCUGGGUGGCUCCUUUGCCUCCCCCAGCCCUCUGUCCACCAGCAGCCCUAUUCUCACAGCUGACAGCACCUCCGUAGGGAGCAUCCCAUCAGGGGAGAACAGUGACCAGGGCCCCCGGACACCCACCCAGCCUUCGUUGGAUCCCGGCUUCCGUUCUGGCAACCUGGCACAGCCCGGACUGUCUGGCCGGAGGAGCCACCAGAGCUCGUCUCCUCUCCCAGCCACUGUGGGCAGUGGCUGCAGUCCUGACUACUCACUCCAGCAGCUGAAUUCGUCUCCGGAAAGCCAGGCACGGCCUCAGUUCAGUGUGGCUGGCAUCCACACGGUGCCAGGUAGCCCCCAGGCACGCCACAGGACAGUGGGCACCAACACUCCCCCUAGCCCUGGUUUCAGCCGGCGGGCCAUCAACCCCAGCAUGGCUGCCCCUGGCAGCCCCAGUUUAAGCCAUCGCCAUGUGAUGGGGCCACAGGGGCCCAGUCUCCAUGGUAAUGUGGUCGCCAGCCCCCACUCAAGCAGUGCAGCAACCACUCCAGGGAGCCCCAGUCUGGGCCGGCACCCUGGGGUCCACCAGGGCAACCUCACCUCCGGUCUCCAUGGCAACGCAGUGGGAAGCCCUGGAAGCCCCAGCCUGGGCCGGCACCUGGGAGGGUCUGGAUCUGUGGUUCCUGGCAGCCCCAGCUUGGACCGGCACGUGGCCUAUGGUGGCUACUCUACGCCUGAAGACGGGAGACCCACACUGUCCCGGCAAAGCAGUGCGUCCGGCUACCAAGCUCCUGCCACGCCCUCUUUCCCCGUCUCCCCUGCCUACUACCCAGGCCUGAGCAGCCCUGCCACCUCCCCGUCACCGGACUCUGCAGCGUUCCGGCAAGGGAGCCCCACUCCAGCCUUGCCAGAGAAGCGGAGGAUGUCAGUGGGGGACCGAGCCGGCAGCCUCCCUAACUAUGCCACCAUCAAUGGCAAGGUGUCAUCCUCGCCUGUGGCCAGCGGCAUGUCCAGCCCCAGUGGCAGCAGCACUGUGUCAUUCUCCCACACUCUGCCUGACUUCUCCAAGUACUCCAUGCCAGACAACAGCCCUGAGACACGAGCCAAGGUGAAGUUUGUCCAGGACACUUCCAAAUACUGGUACAAGCCUGACAUCUCCAGAGAACAGGCCAUCGCACUUCUUAAGGAUCAGGAGCCAGGGACCUUCAUCAUCCGUGACAGCCACUCCUUCCGGGGGGCCUACGGGCUGGCCAUGAAGGUGUCUUCCCCACCUCCAACCAUCAUGCAACAGAACAAGAAAGGGGACAUUACCCAUGAGCUGGUGAGGCAUUUCCUGAUAGAGACCGGCCCCAGAGGAGUCAAGCUCAAGGGAUGUCCCAAUGAGCCGAACUUUGGAUCUCUGUCUGCUCUGGUUUAUCAGCACUCCAUCAUCCCACUGGCUCUGCCCUGCAAGUUGGUCAUUCCAAACCGAGACCCCACAGAUGAAUCAAAAGAUAGCUCUGGCCCCGCCAAUUCAACCUCUGACCUGCUAAAGCAAGGAGCUGCCUGCAAUGUGCUCUUCGUCAACUCUGUGGACAUGGAGUCCCUCACAGGGCCACAGGCUAUUUCCAAAGCCACAUCUGAGACGUUGGCUGCUGACCCCACGCCAGCUGCCACCAUUGUUCACUUCAAGGUGUCUGCCCAGGGAAUCACACUGACGGAUAACCAGAGAAAGCUCUUCUUCCGACGACACUAUCCCCUCAACACUGUCACCUUCUGUGACCUGGAUCCACAACAAAGAAAGUGGAUGAAAACCGAGGGCGGUGCCCCUGCUAAGCUCUUCGGCUUUGUAGCCCGGAAACAGGGCAGCAGCACUGACAACGCCUGCCACCUCUUCGCUGAGCUUGACCCCAACCAGCCGGCCUCUGCCAUUGUCAACUUUGUCUCCAAGGUCAUGCUGAAUGCCGGCCAGAAGAGAUGAGCUCCCCGGCCCAUGCCCAGGGCCAGGGCAGUUGGGUCUGGGGUGUGUGGGGAGGGAGCAAACCCACGAAUCUUGACCACCCUGGAAUCCAGAAGGAGGACUUUGGGCUGAUUUUGGAGAAGGAGAGAAGAAAGUGCAACAUGGGGAGAGGGAAGUGAAUUGCAGAGAGAGGGGAGGAGAGAGAACGCAAAACACCGAGGAGAAGAACUCACAUUCCCCCGGGGAGAUGAAGACUGCCAAUCUCCCGUGCCUCCCAGAUGGUGGCACCAGGGCUCCCAGCUGCACACCUGCCACUCACCCUGCUUUCCAAGAAUGGAGCUCCACCUGGAGCCUGCCAGCCUCCUUAAGAAUCCACCUCCAGGGGAGUGAAGAGUCUCCCGUCCCUCACUCAACAGCUCUGCAAGGAGAGAAAAAUCUUACCCUUCCCUGGCCACCUGUAGAGUGGGUUGCUGAUCCAGACCCACCAGAGGUGGCAGAACCUUUUCACUGACAAGUGUCUUGGACCCAAGGCCUUGUGGCCCCUCUGUUGUGCCUCUGACACAUUGUGUGGGUGCUCAGGUGUCUGCAGUCACACAUCCUCACCUCUUGGCCUAGAGUGGCCUGCAGCAGCUGGAACCUGUGUCUGUCUCACGUGUUUGCACGCAUACAUGCGUGCUGUCCAAAGAAAUUUAGGGCCUUAGGGUAACCAGGCAGUGGGGAAGGGACACAGCUGUCCUUAGUAGGAGCACCCAAGGGUGCUUCCUGCCCUCUGCUGGCCCUGGGUGCCACCAGUCCUUUCUCCCUUAUUUCCCCUCUGGGAGCUGGAGCUUUGGAGAGAGUGAACAUAUGUGUGGCCUUGGGGAAGGCUGUCUGGAAGGGCUCAGCUGAGCUGCAUGCAUUUUUUUUUUUUUGAGCUGCAUGCAUUUUUGCUGAGUUUGUGGUUCACAGUGAGGUGGGCAGGUCACUGCCACCUACGCCCAGCACCCUGCCUUAGCUCCCCCCAUCAGUCCCAUCCUUGGGCUUCAUGCCCAGAACUGGCCUUAUAUCUGACUUGCUUCUUUGCAUGAUGCCUUUUAGGGGCUGGCUGUGGGUUGAACUUCUCUUCUCUGCCUUGCCCUAUUCUGCCCCUGUGUGGGGCUCUGCUGCCCAAGGCCCUGCUUGGCCAGGCUCCCCUGGGGAGAAGCCUGCAGACUUUGCUCUCCCCUCUGUCACUCUGGCGGAGCCUGCUUCUAUCUGGGGUGCCGUGAGCACCCUGCAUGGCCUGCCUGUAACACCAAAGCCUUGCCAUGGGGCCAUGCUGCCCAAGGAACAGGGGCAGAAGGCGUGCACUGGGGCCCCCGAGAGCCCGAGGUCCACCUACAAUAGAAACUCACCAGGACUCCAUUCUUAAGCCUGUGGUGUCCCUGAGAGUGAGGCAUCGACUGAUAUAUAAAUAUAUAUAAUAUAUAUUUGAGACAUACUAACAGAUCUGUAAGCUAAUAAAAUAUAAGAAAAGAUUAAAAAAAGAGAGAGAAAAUAGGUAAAUUUCCCGGAAGUAUUUAUUGUUCCCUACAUUGCUUUUUUUUUUUUUUGCCUUCCUGGCCAUGAACCAACUCCAGUCCCUUUGAAUCUGUUAAGUCAUGAGACCUAGGAGGCCGUGCUCCUUGGGCCAGUCACGGUUCUCCUUGCCCUGGCCUUGGUCUCCCACAGGCUCUAUCUGGAGCCCAGCGGUCAGUUCCCAGGGUGUGGUGGGGAGAGCUUCCCCGUCCCCAUGGCCUCUGUGAGCAUGAGAAUGGCAGGGGAAGGAGAUGGGUGCACGUGGCAGAUGCGAAAAUGGACGUGUGUGUGUCUCAAAUUUCUCCUCCAGGGAGCUGUAUCUGUGUGGACGUUGUGUUUCAAGGAGCUGGAGAGUGUCUGAAAUGGGUUGGGGUGGGAAGACCCCACUUCCCCAACAGUGAGGUCCCCCAAAGUGCUCUUCCUUCUGAGAUGUUCCACCCCAAUGCCCUGCUUGGCCCCUCCCCUAAUCCCUUCCCUAGUCACAUUGUAAAUAUCUUCAUAUUGUCUGCUGCCAGGUGGCCUGUUCAGGCUGGAGGCUGCCUGGCAUCUACACCUGGGCCCUGGGAUCUGAAGGUGGGCUCUGCAAUUGCACCUAUUUUCCCACCUCUUCACCACCCACCAGCAAACACCCACCCCUGCCACUGUGGGGCCUGAGCUGCGAGGGAGGUUUCCCAAACUUGCCUUGGCUUGGCCAGGAAAGCCACUGGGAAGGGGACCCCAGCUCAGAGCAGUCUCACUGCACCUUUGGGCCUGGCAUCCCUCACCUCAGAGGUGAGCCCAGGGGACACAGAUGCACACACGUAUGGGUACACAUGCCAUCACGCAGCACCACAGUCUGUUCUUGCCAAAGAUUUCCUCAAACAGAAAGCACUUUGUAUUGAUUGUUAGUACUUUGUAAAAAUGUGUUAAGUUGUUCUUCCCUGCAUGUGUGUUGCUAUUGUUGAAUUUUGUUUGUCAGUUAUGGAACUUGGCUUGGGUAGAAGGGGUGGCAGAGACCCUGCCAAGUAAGCCCUGUCUCCCCAAGCUGCUCUCAUGUGUCCAGAGGGAGGAGGUGAUCCUAGAGGAAAGUGGGGAACAAAUGAGCUAUAACGGGGGCAGAGGAGGGGUAGGGUGACUAAGAUGUUCCCACAUGCCACAAGGCAUCCUGGCUCCUUUCUCCAACCAGAAUUGGGAGGACAGCGACCUCAAGUGCUAGGUUUGGGAAGGGCCUUCUCUCCCAUCUCAUCCAAGCCUGGAAAAGCUGGGACUUGUGCCUGAGCAGUUGCUGGGUGUGUCAGGGACUAGCAAGCACGGCAGCGAUGGGCCCAGUAGAGGCUUUCGGGAGACAGGACGACAGGCUGUUCUCACACCUCACCCUGAUGGACCAGAGUGGUGUGAGCAGGGACUCCUCGUGUCCCCCAGGGGUGCAGAGGGCUCAGGAAACAUGAGCAGCAUCUUCCCUCCCACUGGGCUCUCUUCUUCCUCCUAGGUCUUCUGCCCCUUAUUUGGUUUUGCCCCAAUUUCAGCACCUGGGUAGAUCACAUGGGCAAUGCCUCAGCCACAGGAGGCAGCUGCCGCCCAGCCCACCCUACACUUUGGGUAACUGAUGCGGUGGAGGCCCACCUCUUGCUCCAAGACCAGGUCCCAUAGCACUGAGACCCUGGACCAAUGGGAACCUAGGAUGUGUGUGUGUGCAAGUGUGGAUGUGUGUGUGUAUUUUGCUCACUCCUUUAGGGAAGUUGGCAGUGGGGGGUCACAAGGUGAUGAGGAAUUGGAUGGUCGAGUUCAACAUCCCGGGGCCAAGAAAGGGAAAGGGAGGCGGGGCCUGUAGGGCAGCUGUUAGGCCCAAGGCUUAGUGAGGCUUGGACGCCUGUGCUCUUCUCUAGCCCCUCCUCUUCAGAUGUCUACCUUGUUGCCUUAAUGGGUUUUUGUGGGAGGAUGCCCCAAGUUUGGUUUCUUAAUCAGUGUUCACAUGGUUUGACACUCCCCUGUGUGCCCAUUCUGGGUUCGUGUGUAUGUGUGUGAGUGAGAGAG